AUGGAUGACCUCGUGGACGAGGAAGAGCUUGUGGCGGACUACCAAGAACAAGUUGCGGAGGAUGGAGCAGAUCUUGACAGGAUUGAUACACUCAGUGGCCCCGGGGACUUGAAAGGCCAGCUCGAGGCUGCUGCCCAGCCGCUGGAGUACCAAGCGAGCAUCGAAGCCAAAAUCGCGAGUUACGACAACUACUGCAGUCUCUUCCACUACAUCCUGAACUCCGACGGUCCGGUCGACGUUGACCAGCCCGGCCUGGGAUUCUGUUGGGAUUUGAUCGAUGAAUUCAUCUACCAGUUUGAAUCGUUCUGCAGAUACAGAAACCGGGUGGCCCGAACCGCGCCCAAUGAAGAGGAGGCCACAGUGCUGCGGGAGAACCCGAACGUCUGGGGCUGCUAUUCGGUGUUGAACGUGCUGUACUCGCUCAUCCAACGCUCGCAGAUCAACGAGCAACUGGCGGCCACCAAGAGAGGCGAAGACGCCAACGCCGUCGCCGGCGAAUAUGGCUCUCGCCCCUUGUACCGCAUGCUCGGCUACUUCUCCAUCAUCGGCCUGCUGCGCGUGCACUGCCUGUUGGGGGAUUUCAGCCUGGCGCUCAAGACGCUGGACGACAUUGAGAUGAACAAGAAAGCCAUGUUUGCCCGCGUCAUGGCCGCCCACCUCAACACCUACUACUACGUCGGCUUCUCGUACAUGAUGCUCCGCCGCUAUGCCGACGCCGUGCGCAUGUUCAGCCACAUCCUGGUCUACGUGUCGCGGACCAAGAACUUCCAGAAGGGCAACCAGCAGUUCGACGCCAUCGCCAAGAAGACCGAACAGAUGUAUGCCUUGAUUGCCAUCUGCGUGUCUUUCGCACCCACCCGUCUGGACGACACCAUCCACACUGCCCUGCGCGAGAAGUACGGCGAGAAGUUCGCCCGCCUGCAGCGCGGCGGCCCCGAGUCGCUGCCUGUCUACAAGGAGCUCUUCCAGUCUGCCUGCCCGAAAUUCAUUAACCCGACCCCACCGGACUUUGACAACCCGGCCCUCAACAUCGACCCGGUCGAACACCACACCGACAUCUUCAUGGACGAGGUCAAGAACACCCUCUACAACCCUACGGUCAAGUCAUACUUGAAGCUCUACACCACGAUGGAUCUGAAGAAGCUGUCCAGCUUCCUCGACGUCGAGCCUGAGAAACUGCGCAGUUGGCUGCUCGUCAACAAACAGCGCAGCAGGCAGAUCCGGUGGUCGGAAGGCGGCCUGUUGGAGGGCGAGACUGUCAAUAGCAGCGAACUCGACUACGCCAUCGAAGGCGACCUGAUCCACAUCAGCGAGGCCAAGCAGGGACGGAGACUGGUAGAUUGGUACCUGAGGAAUCUGGCCAGAGCUUACUGA
Messenger RNA from Capronia coronata CBS 617.96, 1374 nucleotides. RefSeq names its product eukaryotic translation initiation factor 3 subunit L. Gene Ontology annotation, molecular function: translation initiation factor activity. The transcript has a single exon. NCBI's taxonomy places the organism in Eukaryota, Fungi, Ascomycota, Eurotiomycetes, Chaetothyriales, Herpotrichiellaceae. Gene Ontology annotation, biological process: translational initiation. The record is from RefSeq and is a predicted model, not a curated record. Gene Ontology annotation, cellular component: eukaryotic translation initiation factor 3 complex; cytoplasm. Bases 1 to 1374 code for a protein of 457 amino acids.